Astyanax mexicanus (Mexican tetra) is the source of this 2962-nucleotide messenger RNA. RefSeq names its product SLAIN motif-containing protein-like. The transcript has 9 exons. The record is from RefSeq and is a predicted model, not a curated record. Gene Ontology annotation, cellular component: microtubule plus-end. Gene Ontology annotation, biological process: microtubule nucleation; cytoplasmic microtubule organization; positive regulation of microtubule polymerization. NCBI's taxonomy places the organism in Eukaryota, Metazoa, Chordata, Actinopteri, Characiformes, Acestrorhamphidae. The coding region runs from base 178 to 2025 and encodes 615 amino acids.
UAACAGUUAGUGAGAGAGGGGGAAAAGCUGAGUAGCCGAGCGGCCGGAGGUUGCUACCCAGAAUCCUGCAUAGCAACGGGAGGCUGGUUUUUAAUAGUGAACUUAUUUAUUUUAAAUGUGGGAGCUGGGUGACAUUUGAGCACAGAAUUGGAAGGAACUGGUGAGAAGUCCGGGAGAAUGGUUGUUCCGGACAGUGGGAACGUGGUCCAGCAGGCAGAAAAUGGAAGCACCAGUGGGCUCAUGGCGAGCGCAGAGCCAGGAUUCGAGGCAGAGCAGGACAUGGCUGGGGUAGAGCUGGAGGAGGUGCGCAAACUGCAAGAACUUGUCCGGCGGCUGGAGGUCCAGAACCAGAGCUUACGUAACAGAGGGAGCAAGCAGCAUCAUCUCAGGGGCAACAACAGUAACAUUAAUGAGAGGACAGUGUGUGAGGAGGUCACAAACUCUUCUGUCAGACCCGAUCAUGCAGGCAGCCUCACAGGCAGAGACUUUGAGCAGUCCCCUCCUCCCGACAGCAGUAGCAGUGAAGACAUGUCUCCAAUACCUGAAGCAGUAAGGCUGGAGGAUGAAGGGGAAGGGCAGUGUGCAGCGUUCUUGAGUCUUCCGUGCGGCACAGGGUCUGAGCAAACGCAAGAACAAUCUCAGGCCAGUCCUUCUCCUGACAGCUAUGGUUCAGAGACGCUCGGUGGGAGCGAUCCAGGCAUGGACCAGUCCGCUCUGGAUGAGGUCGACGUGCUGGACUUGGAAGACUGUGCUGAAAUUGAAGAUGAAGACAGCUGGUUGUAUGUGUCCCCGAAAAAGCAGGUGCUGGCGGCGCAGGGCCCGGAGUCUCCAUUGAAAUGGUGCAGGAAGGUGCUGGAUCACCCAAGUCCUGAGACUGAGGUGGCCUGCAGGACGCUUAUCAGCCGCCUGGACCAAACCUCGAGGUGGAGGAACGUGUACUGCAGCCCGUCUCAAAGCUCGGCAGGCUCGUCAGCUGAGGCUGGUUCCUCAGGCGCCCCCCUGCUUUCUCCUGGGUACCACAAAUCAACUAACAAAUCCCUACUAACCUGUGGCAGCUCAGGUUACGUGGGCAUGCAGUCUGCACUGAGCUCCCAGUCCUCCAUUGACAGUGAGCUGAGCACAUCAGAUGACUCCAUCUCUAUGGGCUACAAGCUGCAGGAUUUGACUGAUGUGCAGAUAAUGGCCCGGCUGCAAGAGGAAAGUCUGAGGCAGGACUACGCCUCCAGCUCUGCCUCAGCCUCCAGACGGAGUUCCACCGCCUCCCUGCAGUCUCUGAGACGAGGGACACACAGCGACCAGGAGUUUGACACCUUCAGCCUGGAGGACGGUGAGGACGAGUGCUCGUCUCUGCCCCAGCGCCUUCACCGCUACUCCCCUUCACCUCGCGCCUCACCCCGCUGCCUGUCCCCCAGCACACUCGCCGAGUACAGCCGCCUGGCUGCACCGCGCACCCGCACACCCAGACGCUCCCAAGGCCCUGGGGCAGAGCUCUUCAAAUUUGCCAAGAGUGAGGAGGAGUUAAGGCACAGCAUGCCUAACUUGGCCCCGCGCACCAGCCUUCGUUCCUUGGAGGCAGUCAGAAACAGCCGCAGCAUGGAGGCUAACCUGCAAAGUUCAGGCAACCGCAUGUCCCGUCUGCCCCAGUCCCCCACCACAGGUGUCUCCUCUAGCCGAUUGAGAAGCACCGGACAGUCGCCCCUUUCGUUACGGGCUCCUAUGAAAGCUCUCAGUCCUGUGGGCUCCAUGGCUGCGGCUCGACAGUCUGCAAAAGGCCUCCCAGUGGUUCAGGGCGGUUCUUCAGCAGGGGUUCGGAGAGUGCAGUCACCAGGACCUGCUAAUGGAGGAGCUUACUCAGCGUGCAGGACUGCUGCCAUGGGGCCCAAACAAACACCAUGCAGGGGAAUAGCAGCUGGAGCAUCUUCAUCUAGAGGCAGGCUCGCCCAAACACCUAGGAGUAGGUCUCUGGGAAUGACAAAAACGUGUGGCCCGAUGGCAGAUGAUUCCUGGAAGGAUGGUUGUUAUUGAGGCUUCUACAAUCAUCAUUUUUUCCAAUCCUAGAAUACCCCACUGCCUCUGAAACCGUGGCAGGGACAGAGGACACACUAAAGAACCAGAACCAGAAAGGACACUUUACACACUAUGUCCAGAACGUUUUACCCCAGCAUGAAUCCUCUUACCCCACUGCCACACUAGCUGGAGGAGAGCAGAUGCAAAAACUGCAAGACUACACACUUUGCUUCAACUAGACUGUAAAAUAAUUUGUGAUUUUUUUGUUUGUUUGUUUGUUUCUUUCUAUUUUUCAGUCUGCUUUGUUUUUAUGAUGACUGGAGAUGCUGCUGGAAGAAUUUAUUUAGUGUGUAAAAAUUCAUUUUAAGUGUAUGUUGUCUUAUAUUAAUAGCAACACAUGGAACAUGUUUUGUUGUUUUAACUACUAGGUCUGGAAUCGAAUUCCUAGGCUCUUUAUUUCCAAUAACUUGAAGUGAAUGCUGUGUUUUCGUUCUUCCAGUAAGGAAAACUGGAUGGCUUCAAACUUUAGAGGGGAAACCUUCUUAUUCAUGCAGUGUGUGAAGUGUUGUACUCUGCUGAAAUGGAUACCGGACUUGCCGUUUUUUGAGGCACAACAAUGCAAUACACAAGAUGUCCUUUCUCAGAAGAGAAAAAAAAUAGUUUGUUAUUAAAAUAGAGCCGUGUCUGUGCCAAGGUACUGCUGUAACAGUUUUUGCCCCCCUCGAUUGAAAACGUAUGUGAAUUUAUAAUUCUGUGCUCUUUUCACUACUCCCUGAUGAGUAUGUUGGAAUAAAGGAUUUUGAAUGCCUGUAAAAUCAUGGGGUAACUGUAUGCAAGACCCAUGCAGAGAUUACCUGAGAGUGAAACAUCACAUGGUCCACCUCAGGAAACUGGGACCUGCAACUGUAAAUGGACUUUCAACAAUAAACAUAAAUGCCAGUUUGAGAAAAGAUCA